Molecule: messenger RNA, 1375 nt
Organism: Amoebophrya sp. A120
Lineage: Eukaryota; Dinophyceae; Syndiniales; Amoebophryaceae
Source: the annotation of a GenBank genome assembly
GUCUCUAGAGCGACAGCUUCUCUUGGCAAGAUUUCGGUUUUCGUGCCGAGGCAAGAAUGUCUCAAUAGUUUUUGUGCUGGCUCAGAUCCUGCAGGGAACAGAAAUCAAUGAUCCAGGUUCUAGAAAUAAAAUGGAGAGGAAAAACUUCUGGUCCUUGGCGGAGAGUGAUGAGGCGAUGGAGAAGCAAUAGCAAACUUCGAGAAUUUCGUAAAAGUGCAUGAGGAGCCCCGAUCUGACAAAUCAUUCUUGGCGCAGUGCCAGCCGAGCAAAGUCGAUCAUUUUGAUUCCAUGCGAAUUUGUCUGGUUGUUACAUACCUUCAUGGCGAAUUGGGAUUCAAAGUUGCACACUCGCAGUUUGUUGCUUGUCAAGAAAUUUAGGUAGCGGCUUCGUGUAAAAUUUAAAUUUUCAUAUAAGUACUACUCGACUUUCUUUUACUCUCUACGAAUUGGGACUUGGUUUUGUGUCGGGCGAAAAAUACUGUCCUAUCCGACGACCAACGCUGACACCACAAAAAAUAACCAUGUCCCGACGACUUAGUCGCACCCCGGUGCUGGUUCUGCUCUUGGCUCUGACCGGGCUCUCCGAAACGGUUCUCCCCGUCGAAGCUGCUUCGGGGGUCCCGCCAAGCGGUCUUCUGUCGCGUUGCCUUGGUUGCUGGAGGCCGAAGGCUCGGGUACCUUUUGUGGAAGCGGAAAAUGGGAGAGACCACCUGAUUAUGAACCAAGAAUCUUCUACGCGGUACGGUGGGAAAACAAGAGCAGUCGAGUUGGCGCGUCCGAAGGCAGCCGCCACAGGCCGAACCGUACGACCGGGCAGGAAGUCACAAAAAUCGACAUUUUCGGCGCAACCUGACCUGCAAAAUCAUACUCUUGAAGCGCGUUGGAACCCCCCGCUCCCAGCCCAGCGAAGGACAAGCAAAAGGCCGGCAAGGAAUUCGAAAUCCAAAGGAAUGAAGCGCGACUCAAGAAUGAAGUCGCUGCAUAGGCUUCCUCCCAUCGCGGAAAAUUUUUUAGAGAGCGACAGCGAAAAUGAGAACGACGCUGAUGGCACUACCUCGGAAAUUGUAUAAUGAGCAGCUGAGUACCAUGGCGCCGCCAGUGGUUCUGGUUCAUUUUCUGGUUGAAGCAAGAAGUUGUCUUUUUUUUUCAUGUAUGAUUUCAUUGGACUGCUGCAACUGCAACAAAGAACCUUUUCUCGACGCACUCCGUAGAAGUUGUGAUGCUGAUGAUUCAGAAUUCACGACCCAUACAUUCUUUCCGUUUCUGUUUCCAAAGCAUGGAGACCAUCUAUUGCUUGUGGCAUGUAUGAAGAAAAAGCACCGAUAGUAUUGAUUUCCUGACCUCGGGCAACCGAGAUUCCAAGGGAGCGCGCGAU